AGUCUGCUCAACAGUGUUGUAUAACGUGUGUGUGCAAUCGACAAAAGGAUUUGGCUUAUGUAUUUACAAUGACAGACAAAGCGAAACCAGUUAAUGACAGCAGUUGCAAUCCGUCAAGUUCCGCAAAUGUAGAUAGUGCGCCGCUAUUCCCACCUACCAAGCCUGGUAAAGCUGCCGAUUAUGGCACUAACAACACGUUGGAGCUCUUGGAGCGUAUUCCCAGUCAAAUAGUCGAUCUCAAACUGGACGAGGUGCUCACUGCCGUGAAAACAGUGGAUAACCUGUGCGAUAACCCACGCUGCAAGACCAAAACAAGUCUAAUGGGCCAAGACUGCGAGCUCUGUUCCAAGCGUUUCUGCUUCAAGCACGGUCUGCCCGAGGUGCACGGUUGUGGUCUGGAGAAAAGACGAGAGGCCCGUAAAGAAUUUCUCCAUCCCAAGCCUUUAAAGACUAUACGACAAGAAGAGGAGCUUAAGAAUGCUAAAAAGAAACUUAAUGAAAAGCUAAAGAACAUGCAAGUCGGUCGCAUGCAGAAAUCAGGUGGCAGUGAUAAAAAGAAAAAAUAGAUUUGCCUAGGUUAUACAAAUAUAUAAUGUAAAUUGCAAAUUUCUAGUUUAAUUCUCUGAAUAUACGUACAUAACAAGUUAAACAUG
Molecule: messenger RNA, 653 nt
Organism: Drosophila novamexicana
Lineage: Eukaryota; Metazoa; Arthropoda; Insecta; Diptera; Drosophilidae
Product: DNA-binding protein SMUBP-2
Exons: 2
Coding region: 69-566 (165 amino acids)
Molecular function (GO): zinc ion binding
Source: RefSeq, a predicted model, not a curated record